UUAAAGUAUGGAACUUGAUGAUUCUUGAGUUUGUUGGCCCUGAUCCGCCGCCCUGUUUGUGAUUAUUUCGGCAAAACUCGGUGUGUUUUCGGACAGUUUCGCGGAGUUCUCGGUCGAGUGACGGGUAGUAGAUGUUAUUGUCGUUUGACGUCAUUACGUCGUUGUUGACUCCGAAAAUGAGCGUCGGUGAUAUAAACCACGCUCUUGCGUUGUAUCUUCGUUGUUGCGUCAGUGCGGAGUGUGCGAUCGUGUGAGAAAUAUAAAACGAGGUAGUACGAGAUAACGGUGCGCAACAUCGUCAAAAGCUAUCUCCAAAAUCUCAGAAAUGUCCAGAAAAACCAAUUGUAAAAUGUUGGUUCAUCAAGUAUCAGCUGUGCUGCCAGAUGACAGACCCAUAACUGCCAUUAGUGUUGUGGAAGAUAUAGAUAAAUGUCCACCAAAUUUUACAGUGGUUUCAAGAACCUACGAUCAAGACACAGAUGCAGAUUUGUGGAGAGAAACUGGAUUAUUUAUUAAAAAAAAGGGUAGAUAUAUCUGUUUCUCAAAGACUGAAGGUCAGCCCAAUUGUGUAGUAGAAGAUAUUCUGGUAAUUAAUGAACGAGAAGUUCCACCAGAGAGAUAUAACAUGAUCUCCUAUACUGUAGAUUCCAGGCAAAAGGCCUGGCGCAAAAAACAAGUGUGCUAUAAACUUAGUAGUAAGGACUCUUGUGCAAAAGCGGUUACUGAUAUUAUAAUAUGCAGCAGAAUGAUCAACAAGGACUCCAAUUUGGCUCCUAUAGGAUUUUCUGCUGCUGGCAUUAUAAAUGGUGUUCGUGUGUGUUAUAAAACCGUAGAUAUCACAAAUACUAACAUGGAUUCACAAUCAUAUGUUAAUAUAGACUUACUGCAAAGCGUUUCUCCGAAUCCUUCAAAUGGAACUCCUCAUAGGCUAGCGCCUGAGAGGCCUCCGAAACCAAAGUUCUCGCCAAAACCAUCAAUUAACGGGAUUUAUCCUCAAAUCAAUGUUGCAUCUAACAAACUCGAUGAAUCUAGCGAUCGAGAUUACGAAGUUCUUAGUCCUAGCGCCCGAAUCAGGCCCACAAGGCCCGCGCCUCAACCGCCCACGUCCGUGUCACCUAUCGUCGGUUCAACGUCGAAUUACGGCACACUUCCAGGAUCAUCCGAUCUAGAUGGCGUUCCGUUCGCACUUAAUCCUCGUCUUAUCAUUAAUCACUCUAAUUCUGCCAGUGACAAACUUCCUGUUAUCAAAGUGUGGACCCAGAAAGAUUUGGAUAAAGAAUUUUUCUACGACUUCCGUGCAGAGAGGGAGACUUGAAAGACACAAUCGCGUGCCAAAGCCAACUCCACGAGUUUACAAAAAAAAAAAAAUCCUUUUUCUCUGUCAGCCGUAC
Molecule: messenger RNA, 1391 nt
Organism: Pseudomyrmex gracilis
Lineage: Eukaryota; Metazoa; Arthropoda; Insecta; Hymenoptera; Formicidae
Gene: Mvb12
Product: multivesicular body subunit 12B
Exons: 8
Coding region: 326-1315 (329 amino acids)
Biological process (GO): endosome to lysosome transport via multivesicular body sorting pathway; receptor catabolic process; viral budding
Cellular component (GO): ESCRT I complex; cytosol
Source: RefSeq, a predicted model, not a curated record